AUGCCUCUCGGGGUACCUCGUCCUCUGUUUUUCGCUGCGUUGAGCGGUCUGGUCUUUGCCAUCUCCAAGGGAGCGAUCCACAAUCCGCUGCAAGCCUUCUUCAAUGCUCCCAUCACUGACAUCGUCAACGAAGACCUUCGGAUCGUCAAUUCUACUUGCGAGGUUCUCACGAGGGCCGUGUCAGCUGCGUCCGACGUGUACUUCCCUGGUACUGUCGGGUAUGAUAUUGGAGUCAGACACUGGGUUGAGUCGAGCACACAACCUAGUACGUGCACUGUUGAACCGGGGAGCGUUGAAGAUAUUGGAAUCAUCCUUCAAAUCCUGGGUUGGACACAGACACCGUUUGCCAUCAAGGGCGGAGGACACUCCUAUAACCCUGACUUUUCCUCUACGACUGGCGUUCAAAUAGCCAUGUCUCGUUUUAACCAUCUUUCUUAUGAUACUGAGGCUCAAACGGCAGAUAUUGGAGCCGGCCUUCGAUGGGACGCAGUGUACGAGUUCCUUAAUCCCAAGGGCAUCACGGUUCUCGGUGGUAGGACUUCCGGUGUAGGUGUGGCAGGUUUUAUUUUGGGUGGAGGGUUAUCUUGGAAGACAAAUCAAUAUGGAUGGACUCUGGAUACCGUCGUCGCAUACGAUCUCGUCCUCCCGAACGGGACGUUUGGCGGACUCAAUAACUUCGGUAUUGUUACCAAGUUUACAUUGAAAACCUACCCUCAGACAGACGUCUGGGGUGGCGUCGUGAUUGUCCCUGAAUCAGAACUUGAUUCUGCGUAUCGUGCGAUCGCUAAUUACGCUGCCAACAACACGGACCCGAAAGCCGUCAUGAAUGUCUUAUUCGAAUACUCUGCUGGCGCUCUGGUUGCCUAUACCAUCAUAUUCUACGACGCGCCUACGCCUCCCGACGGCAUCUUUGACGAGCUUUUGUCUAUUCCUAAUUGCCAAACUAGCAUCGCCACCAUGCCGUUCCUUUCCAUUUUGAAAGCGGGGACGCCCGUUGUAGAUACUAGGCGGUUGCAGAACGAGGCGCCGAUGGAGAAAUACACGGCUGAAAUGCUCAAGUCAAUUGCCAACGAAACCUUGUUCUGGGGUAAAGCCGUCGCGCCAUUUUCCGGCUCGCUUAUCCAGCACAUCGUCGAGAUCUUCCUGCCCUCGUACUACUCACACGGAACCGAAUCCGCCUUCCCACCGGACCGCGAGCACGUUGUCAUGCCGAUUAACCUCGUUGUUGCGUGGAGCGAUCCCUCCGCGGACGAAAAAAUGUAUCAGGCGAUGGUGCAGAGUGCAGCGUACCUUCGAGUCAAGGCGAUCGAGGAGGGUCAGGAUGUCGCGAACGUGGCGCUGUAUCCGAACGUCGCGGUAUAUGGCACCCCGCUCGAGGAUAUGUAUGGAAACAACCUGGAGAGGUUGAGAAAGAUUCGAGCGGUCUAUGACCCUACUAGGGUCAUGGAUCUGGCGGGAGGAUGGAAGUUCUGAUGCUGCUGGAUACCCGGAACGCCAGAGAUUUGUUACGAAGGAAGUUGUUUCUCUCGAACAUCUUGUAAUAUUCAAGAAGAUCCCACAGGCUAAGCAUAGUAGGAGCCGUAAUUGCGCUUGUCAGUAUCCAUGAAUUUUGGAAUACAGUUGCUGCAUGUC
Heterobasidion irregulare TC 32-1 is the source of this 1632-nucleotide messenger RNA. RefSeq lists its product as uncharacterized. The record is from RefSeq and is a predicted model, not a curated record. The transcript is spliced from 11 exons. The coding region runs from base 1 to 1473 and encodes 490 amino acids. Gene Ontology annotation, molecular function: FAD binding; oxidoreductase activity. Lineage: Eukaryota; Fungi; Basidiomycota; Agaricomycetes; Russulales; Bondarzewiaceae.